AUGAUGUCGGAGAAGAUUAUGUUGAAGAGCUCGGAUGGUGAAAUCUUUGAGGUUGAUGAAGCGACUGCACUCCAAUUGACAAGAGUUGCUAAAGAAAAACACGUCAAACAAGCAGUCCCUAUUAUAAACGUCGAAGGCAAAAUCCUCUCGAAAGUGAUAGAGUAUUGCAAGAAACACGCCGAUGCUGAUUCUUCGUCGCACGGGACCUCCAAAAUUAAUCUUAAGAAGUGGGACGCUGAGUUCAUGAAAGUCGAUCAAUCCACGCUCUUUGGUAUUAUGAUGGCUGCGCAUGAUCUUAACAUCAGAAGCUUGGUUGAUCUUACUUGUCAAACAGUCGCUAGCAUGAGCAGAGGUAAAACUACAGAUGAAAUUCGUGCAAUCUUCGACAUCCAGGACGACGAAAUGAGACCCGUGGAAGAAGAAGAAAAGAUUCGUAAGGAGCAUCCAUGGGCUUUUGAAUGA
Messenger RNA from Capsella rubella, 462 nucleotides. Its product is annotated as SKP1-like protein 1A. Bases 1 to 462 code for a protein of 153 amino acids. The transcript has a single exon. Gene Ontology annotation, cellular component: cytoplasm; nucleus. Gene Ontology annotation, molecular function: cullin family protein binding. The record is from RefSeq and is a predicted model, not a curated record. NCBI's taxonomy places the organism in Eukaryota, Viridiplantae, Streptophyta, Magnoliopsida, Brassicales, Brassicaceae. Gene Ontology annotation, biological process: SCF-dependent proteasomal ubiquitin-dependent protein catabolic process.